Halichondria panicea is the source of this 2440-nucleotide messenger RNA. Its product is annotated as mucin-2-like. NCBI's taxonomy places the organism in Eukaryota, Metazoa, Porifera, Demospongiae, Suberitida, Halichondriidae. Bases 159 to 2333 code for a protein of 724 amino acids. The transcript is spliced from 4 exons. The record is from RefSeq and is a predicted model, not a curated record.
AGUGCACUGUCUAGAGCUAGCUAGCUAUCAUCUGGCAUAUAGUCUGGAGCAUUGAUUUAUAUACUGUGACACAGUCUGUGUAGCUAUAUAGAAGCUUGUCUAUCGCGCAGCUGUCUGGUGAAAUUAAUUGUUUUCAAGAAGAUUGUAUCAACAACUGCAUGAUAGCCAUGGCCAUGGACAACAGGAGCAGCUACCGAGGUUGCUCUCUCAUGGCUACUCUACUCAUAUGCUUCUCAGUGCAAACAGUGCUCGUUAUUUCACAAGAGUGUAUGUACCAGUACAUUGAACAACCACCUGGUGCUAUCGACUGCAAUCCAUUUGAAUCGAUUCUGAGGCUGCGAUGUGCACUAACUGCUGCAUUGGAUUCAGAUGUAUCCAUCAACUGGUACCACAACGGGACUACUCAACUAACAAAUGUAAUAGAGUCUUCUGAAGAAAAUGUUAAUAUUAAUCCUGCGAUGGAAACUUUCCGAUCUGUUCUCACUGUGACUAAUCCACCAGCUACUGGCUCUGAUGAUUAUCACUGUCAAGCUGAAGUUAAUGGAAACGAAUUGCAACCAAGCGAUACUUUUACGCUGAGGGAUGACGUUAAUCUCAUGAUUUUAAGAGAUUGUGAAAGUGAUCCUAAUACGGAUAUAUUCUUUGUAUCUUCUACUAAAUGUGCUGAUAUUUCCCCCACGGAAUCUGUUACUACACCCACUACACCCCCUCCACAACCCUCACAAACCACACUCCCUACCACCACCGCCCCCUCACUCUCCACAACCUCACACGCCCCCGGAAUUGCUACCACAAACUCCCCGGGUAGCACCGAAGAAGGCACUAUCUCCACCACGCAAAAUAAUAUCUCAACUCCUGUCCCUCAAACCCUACAAGUGUGGAUCUACGUACUAGUGGGCGUGGCCGCUGUGUUCGGUAUCAUCAUCGUGAUCCUCGCCAUUAUGUGUGUCGGACUGUGCGUACGACGCAGUAAAACACAAGACUCCUCCCUCUCUCUCAAGCAUACUGCUGGAGGAACUAUAGGAACGCAGUCCAUGGUCUCCAAUGAUUUGUACCACAGCUCUGAUAACUUUGCAGCCCCGUCCCAACCACCACCACCCAACUACCAACCGUACAGUACCAUCGGUGACCGCGAGUACGAAACCAUCGGGAUAUUUGGAAUAGCUCAAACAGACUAUGCUCAUUUACACCGUCCAUCGCCGCCAUCACCACCACCUCCGCUACCGUCCACUCUCCCCAACGGUCGCUUGGCAACCAUCAACGGGACUCCGCCCACUCCGAACACCUUCAUAAGCUCCCCCCCUUCCCUCCCCCCUAAGGGGAACAUACCGAGUACCCACGUCUACGGGGAACUGGAGGACCCUCUGUCUUAUACUCCACCACACAGUGCUAAUGUAUUCGAACGAAGUACCGAUCAGCUGUUGCCUAGCAACGGUAAUGGUUUGUUCUCACAAGCUAACGGUAAUGGACCAUUCUCACAAGCUAAUGGCGGCCCGUAUAGAAAAUUCUCGCUAGAAAGUGCAACUGCAAGUAUGAACGAAUCGCUGUACAGUCCGACCACACCCACUUUGAGCGGACUAACGGAUAUUCCGGAAACAGGAAUGAGUUUUAUGGAACCGAAUGAUCCCUCAGCAUUUCCCGUUCACGAGUACGAGGUCAUCCCUCCCUCGCGUAAAACCAAGAAAUACGAAUCUCCCGUCCCUGACGAACGUCACAUGAUACCGGACGGAGGUCAUGUGAUCGGUGGAAAGCCGCAGACGAGAGUUAGUGUGAAAUCGUGCAAUUACGAAACAGACCCGAAAAUGGAUCUUGUUUCAGAAUCCGAUACUACUGGAACGAAUGUUGUUAACCCUUACGAUUCUGCCUCUCGUAUUAACCCAUACGACUCCACGACGCACAUCCGAACCACACCCCCUCUCAAGAAUAAUUCGGACUACAGCGAUCUCCGCCCCCCCACAGUGGCCAGCAACACAAUGCCCCCCACACGCACAAACAAUUCCAACUACAGUAAACUCAAUCUCACUGAAACUGAAAGCAACUACAGUCGUCUGCAAUCCAAUGGAACUGAUAAUAAAUUGGACUCUGAUUUUUUCAAAGGUGCAAGUGAGAUUUGCCUCUCUAGCACAAAUCCACGGAACUCGGCAAAUGAUGGCUCUGUUUCGUAUGAUUCUGACCACGGUAGUCGUGAGACCACACCUCCUCAUAGGAGAGGAUGUUCAGUUCCCCUCUCCCCGCCCCCCUACCCCCAGCAGGGGUCGUACAGUCAGCUAACAUUGCCCCCUCAAGCUUCCCGGUAUCCCCCACAUCUCGGGUCAAAGACUUUGGUGCAGUAAUAAUAAAUUGACCGUUACAUUUAUUUUAUUUUAUUUAGCCGUUACUGUUGUUAAUUGAUGUACGUGUUAAUUUUGUGCAGUACUUAUUUUGAUUUGUUCAUCUUUCA